ACAGGCACCGUGACAGCGCCAGGCCCGGCACGAGCCCCCGCCGCCUGCACACGGGCCCCGCCGCCGCACCAUGAAGUGGAUGUUCAAGGAGGACCACUCUCUGGAGCACAGAUGUGUCGAGUCGGCAAAAAUCCGAGCCAAAUACCCUGACCGUGUCCCGGUCAUAGUGGAGAAGGUCUCAGGAUCUCAGAUUGUUGACAUUGACAAGAGGAAGUACUUAGUUCCAUCUGACAUCACCGUGGCCCAGUUCAUGUGGAUCAUCAGGAAGAGGAUUCAACUGCCGUCUGAGAAAGCAAUAUUCCUCUUUGUAGACAAGACUGUCCCACAAUCCAGCUUAACUAUGGGACAACUUUAUGAGAAGGAAAAGGAUGAGGAUGGAUUCUUGUAUGUUGCCUACAGUGGAGAGAACACAUUUGGUUUCUGAAUGAUGCACUUAAAAUGGCAAUAAAACAUCAAGAGAUUUCCUUUUGAAAUGCAGAGAUGAAAUGCAUCCCUUUAGAUAGCACAGUCACUCUUGUAAAAUUAUGAAAAGCAUUUGGGUCCCAUGUGAUCCUCGCUUUCUGCUAACCCUUCAGGCCUGGGAAAGCAUUUAAAUUUAUACACUGAUCAGAAAACAAAAAAAUACCUCACAAUUCCUACAGCAACCCUUCUACAUCACCUAUGUUCAAGAUAACUUGAAAUGUCAUCUCCAAUAUAACUAAACCAAUACUAGAUGAAUUUAGAUGGUCUUUCCUCAAAAAUUUAUCUUGCUUCUACCUGUAAACUACUGCUGCAACCCUCUUAUAAUGACAUUAUCAGAUGCUUGGGAUGGUUGUGCUUUGAGAGAAAGAACUUCUGCUCAUAGCCCCUCAACUAUGGCUCCCAAUUUUACUCCAACGCCUUUCUUUCCUCCCUACCAACAGUAGCUUCCCAGAAGUAACUCACACUUCAUUUCCAUGCUCGUGCCUCAAGCGUUUUCUCCUGGUCUGGUUUCAUAACCAGUUAAUGGUUUGUAACAAGCAAAAGGAAGCAGCAGCGCAGCCCUAGCUCAUCCUUUUCUCUAGUGCUUCUGGGCUUAUGGCUAAGAUGAUUUAACUCCUAGUGAAAAGCUACACUGGGUUUUGGGCUCAUGGCUUGUUUUUUUAUGAAGACAGUAAUUCAAUUUACUCUGAACGUACUGAGAUCAGUAAGUGCUUCAGCCUGCCUAAGGUGAGCAGUGGAAGCACCCUGCAAAGAUCAAAACCUUGCUUUUUCAAAGGUACUGAGACGUUAGCAUGUUGUCUCAUGAACUGCAGCCUUCCGCUCAGACUGUUUACUUCUACACUUGGACAAAAACACUUGUUUCCAUGCUCUGGUUUUGACUUCCUUAAAGAUAAGAAGGUGGCCCUGCCUUGUUACUGUGAUUGAAAACAGAAUGGUGUCUCCAACAGUGAAGCUGUUAAAGACAUCCCACUAAAAACAAGGGUUACAGUUUCUUUGUUCUG
Messenger RNA from Strigops habroptila (Kakapo), 1463 nucleotides. RefSeq names its product gamma-aminobutyric acid receptor-associated protein-like 2. NCBI's taxonomy places the organism in Eukaryota, Metazoa, Chordata, Aves, Psittaciformes, Psittacidae. Gene Ontology annotation, molecular function: ubiquitin protein ligase binding. Bases 71 to 424 code for a protein of 117 amino acids. The transcript has 5 exons. Gene Ontology annotation, cellular component: cytosol; autophagosome; autophagosome membrane. Gene Ontology annotation, biological process: cellular response to nitrogen starvation; autophagosome assembly; macroautophagy. The record is from RefSeq and is a predicted model, not a curated record.